AGAAGGGAGACUGAUGUGAGUUUAUUCCGCUGCAGCCUUUGCACCUCGACGGCCCCCGUCUGCUGAUAGUGCUCAUUAUUCUCAAUUUGGGUGAAAUGAACAUUUUGUUUUUUGUCAACCCAGGGUUAAGUGGCUUUAAUUUUGAUAAACUUGGACAUCUUCCUCGGCUUCUGGAUGAUGCAGGUUAUCGGCCAAAGAUAUAAAAGCAAGCAGAAGGAGUAGGAGUCAGUAAAACAGUUAGCAAGAUUACGUUAAUGACACCACGCAAGCAACUCGAGCACUUGUGCGGCCUCUUAAAUACCAGCUAGUUUUCAUUGGCAGUUUUGAAGUCGGAGAAAACGUAGAUGGACGGUUAAGCAGCGCGUGCGAGGAAAACAGAAGGGGAGACGGGGGUUAAAGUGGAGCUGACUUCUAUGAGCUUCGACAGAUCGAACAAGUCAGUCGACCGGAACGCGCCUGGUUGGCCACACAAUACAUGUAACAUCAUAUUAAUCGUCGGCCGUAUUUCCUUAACUAACUAGAAGACUGCGUUCAAAAAUCUAGUCCCUGUUUAUUAGUCAAAAACCGCGACGCAGCACGAGUCGAUGGUGCCAUCUUCUUUAAUUUGCUGUCAUCUCGUCUAAUUUUCAUCUUUAUGCAAAUUCUGAUUAUCGCUAGUGCAGUCAGGCAGAGGAGCUGACUCGAUACCAAGUCGAGGAACAAAAGCGGUUUCCAUUUAAGCUGAGAAUGCAUUGAGAGGCCGGCUCAUAAACGGCAACGGGAUAUAUAUAUAUGACAACAUCACGAUAAUUGAACAACUGAUUUAUACCAUAGAGAAGAUCAUUAAUUUUGGAUUGUGCUUUCAUGGACAUAAGGCAGGCAUUAUUUUUGUUGGUGCAGAAAAAUUCGGUAGGGUAAACAGGUCCCAAUAACUCACCGCUAAUGGACUAGCAGCGUGAAGAAGCAAUAUUAAUAGAGUUGCCGCUACUACCGGUUGAUGUCUAGAGGGGAAUUAUUUGUUGUGCAGACGGCUUCAGUGCUUUCGGGUCGAGGGAAGUCCACUGGACGACACUUCUAAUCGAAAGUUUUGCCAUCAGAGAAAAACAGAAGUUUUGAGAAGAACGACAAAAACCACUAUGUCUUCCGGAUCAGAAUCGGACGACAGCUGCAAGGAAACUUGUAUGGACAUAUCAACAUCGCCUUCAUCGUCAGAUUUUUAUGAGCCCAUCAAGAAACUAGCGAGCGUGCAGCUUUUUCCUCCAAGAAAUCCGGAGAAACCUUUCACUCCGUUUUCCAUUAGUGACAUUCUAGCUCCAAGAGACAAUAAGCCAUAUAUAACCAAUAACAAUAACAACAAUAACAGUAGUAGCACCAACAAUAACAAUGUACAUUUUGUCCGGCCGUGGGACACAAGUAGCACCAGUAGCAGUAAUGGGCAUAUUGCUGAGGACGAGGAGGAAGAUGAAGAUAUUGAGAUAGACAUUGUUGACAAUGACAAGGCUAUUUUAGACAGGGUGAAGCCAUCGCCAUUAGAUGCACUUUUCCAAAUGACAAGUAAAACAUUUGAGGGUCUCGAUGCCCAUGGCAAUCUACGAGAAGAAUCCUCUCGGCGGGACCAUUUGUCGGUGUUCAGCAAGCAGCCAGCUUCAAAAAAGAGGAGAAAAUCCCGCACUGCUUUCACAAAUCAACAAAUCUAUGAACUCGAAAAGAGAUUUUUGUAUCAAAAAUACCUGACACCCGCUGACAGGGAUGAGAUUGCUCAAACUUUAGGACUUUCGAACGCACAAGUGAUAACCUGGUUCCAGAACAGGAGGGCUAAACUGAAACGAGACCUCGAGGAACUGAAGGCUGACGUCACGGCCACAGCGAAAGUACACCCAGUGCACAAGGUGCUGAUGGAGCAAGUUGAAGACAUGAACGCAAAACGGAACGAAAUUCUAAAAAAGAAAGAAGAAGCGGCCAAAAGACUGGCCCUAAAUAUAACAAAAGACGAUUUUAAGGAAUAAUGAAUGGGUUUUGUUGUGGGUGUUUUUAAUGAUGCACAUAGUGAAAAAUAAUCCCAACUGCACGUCAUUGUAUCCACGUCGUUCCCAAUAUUGAAAGAAAACAGCGCCAACCUGACCGCAGCGGAUUAUUGAACCAGAACGCGCAAAAAAAUCAGACGAGCACGUGAUUUAGUGCAUUCGUUGCUAUAUUUUAUUGGUGCUAAGCAUUCUCGAAAGACGAUACGUAAAAAUAAUGCAGUGCUAGUUACUGUAUUUGGUGCUUCUUAUACUCGGUACCGUGUAAAUUCAUUUUGCUGUGCAAGCGGUGUCGAAGCCAUUGUUAUACGGUGGGGGGCCCACCUUGACAAUAUGCAUUUAGACAUAUUCUUUGUGAACGAGACGGCAUUCGAUUUGUGGUUUGUAUGACAAAGUCUAAUAAAGGGUUAGUAUGUCUUGCAGAAUACUAUUUUAAUAGCUUUGUUUUUUAAUUGGUGGAUGACAAAAGAUCAAAGGUGGCCUGGAUUUUGACAUUCCGCACGUGCUCCUUUCUCCAUGAAUUGAUCUCUUACUUUAUGUUCCGUCAAGCGUUUUUUAUGACAAGGCCUUGAAAAAGACAUGCGAACUCAACAUAAAGCA
Messenger RNA from Lingula anatina, 2600 nucleotides. RefSeq names its product transcription factor LBX2. Gene Ontology annotation, molecular function: sequence-specific double-stranded DNA binding; DNA-binding transcription factor activity, RNA polymerase II-specific. The record is from RefSeq and is a predicted model, not a curated record. Gene Ontology annotation, biological process: regulation of transcription by RNA polymerase II. Gene Ontology annotation, cellular component: nucleus. NCBI's taxonomy places the organism in Eukaryota, Metazoa, Brachiopoda, Lingulata, Lingulida, Lingulidae.